Marchantia polymorpha subsp. ruderalis is the source of this 1716-nucleotide messenger RNA. NCBI's taxonomy places the organism in Eukaryota, Viridiplantae, Streptophyta, Marchantiopsida, Marchantiales, Marchantiaceae. The record is from the annotation of a GenBank genome assembly.
GACGGUGUCCAUGACGACAAGCUCUCAAGGGCCAGGACUGCCCAUAAUCACUUUUCUUUCUUCCUCAUGGACCGAGUGCGAAGUCGAGCGUGAAUUCAUUGUUCUCGUGACCACGGGCGGAUUGGUCAAUGGGUGUGGAAUAUUGUCGCGAGCCUGUUCAGAAGCCCCUCCGCCCGUCGUCGUAGACGAUGAGACAGCAGCCGAAACCGCUGAAUGGACUCGGGUGAUCAGAAAUCACCAAGAGCUUAAAUUAGUGUUAAGUAUUGCGAAUCGUGCCACAGAAACGUGUCAAGUGUUUCCUGCUUAGCGCCCGCUGAGAAGAAGAUGACUCGUACGUUCUGGGAACGAGGGGCUGAGUCAAACGAAUGUGCGCCAAUUCGAUCGUAAAGGGCGAUGAGAAGGAAGACCAGAGAGAAAUGUAAAAAAGACGCGUCUGCAGGAUGAAGCAACCGAUGGAGGCCGUGUAUUGGAUGGACCCGGCCAUCAGUCACGCUAAUCUUCAUGUCGUAUCUACAACGUGGUGGCGCAUGGCUGGUGGUCUCCGGGCAGAAGGGAAUCGGACGUGUACGGGCGCAGCAUUUCGGGAGGUCUGGAAUAGUUCAGAAGCUUCAAUGGAAUCGGCAGAUUCUUCAAGAGCAGUCGAAUCUGAUCCACGCUGCGCACCGCAGGCAGCCGGACCAGCUCAUGUUUUGCUCGCAACAAGUCCCCGAGAACUCUGAUUCUCUCUACCCCACCACGUUCGCGCAAAAUCUCUCGUCUGAUUCAAAUGUCAACCCGCGUGGCUCGCUGGCACAGCCAAGCUUCGCACCCACGUCAUGAACUGUGCCCUUUUCCGGACAGAAUGCUCUGUGAUGACUCUUGUGGACAACGGCGACGUGGAAUAAAGCGGUGGAUUGCUUCCUUCGCGCAGUGUCGAGUACCAGCGAGUAACGCGAAGCCAAGAAGCCGGCCGUGAGAACGGAACAGUGGCCAGAGCAUGUCGUCACCCGAGCGAUGGAGCAUCGCCGCAGGCAGGCAGACACCAAGCGUGCCAUGAGGAAGACGAAUACUGUACUGGAAGCAGCAACAGGAGAGGAGGAUGAGGAGGAGGAGCAGGAUGAGGAGGAUCCACAUGAUCCAAGAGAAAACGGAACCUGCCCAACAGAUGAUGCGAUACUUUGCUGUGCUUCGCAUCUCUCCAUCAAACCCUCGCAACCAAACCAAACCGACCUAUAAUCGUACCCGAUUACAUAGUGCUCCUCCUCCUCCUCAUCCUCCUCCCCCGUUCGGGCGAUCGUUCUCAGCUCCAUUUGGGGAUAGAAGCAAGUGACAAGAGAGGGAGACGUGCUCCAUAGUCAUCUGUCGUCUCGUCUCGUCCCGUCUCACGCCUUGUCGUCCGGCGACCAGUGCCUAACUGCUACCAAGUACUACCCGAUGCUGACUGUAAGUAGGUCAGUAUGAUAGCGCCCAUACACUGUCUACAAGGUAGCUUUGACUAUACAUCCAAUUCAUGCUUUCUCACAGUACAAUCGAGUUUUUCAUCAUAAGUACAGUACAGUACAUGUAGCAUUAAGACAUGGCUCGGACAUUGGAACUGGGAGACGCAUCGGAAGUAGAACAUCCCAGAAAUAUCCAAUCUAUGCUACCACUAAUCUUUGGGGAACCCUGAUUCUUGUUGCCAUUAGAGAAUGGAAAGUUGUAAUUUCAGAAGGUUCUAUUCACUUAUGUUAUGUGUGC